UUGGUUUUUCUCACAGCUGAUCUAAAUUGCUUUUUUCAGCCGAAAUCGGUCGACGAUGAUGGUUCAUCCGAUACUGACGACGAGUUGGAGGAGGACGAAGAUUCCACCUCAGACGGCAUUGUGCUUUUCAUCUCGUUCGUCAUUUAUAUCGUCAUCGGAUCAAUAGCCAUUGCCGCAUACGAACCGAAUAUGGGUGUUUUCGAGGCGAUUUACUUCAAUUUUGUCACGUUAACGACUAUAGGUCUUGGUGAUUUGGUGCCGCAGAGUGACACUUAUCUCGUGAUCACUCUUGGUUUAUUGUACAGUUGGUUUGGCGUUGACAACGAUCGCCAUCGAGAUCGCAGCAGACACCUUGAAGAAGUUGCACUACUUCGGACGAAAGAUGGAGAACGUCGCCAAUGUGCAAGUGUGGUUCGGCGGAUUUCUAUGAAGGCGUUAGUGAAGAAUCUCGGAGAUCAAUUCAAUGUACCGAUCGAUGAGAUAGAUACGUUGAACCUAGAGCAGUUCGUCGACAACGCCAUCAAAGUUCAAGAAGGAGAACUGGCAACGUUGCGAGAGGAAAGGACACCGUCUAAACAGAAGGCAAAUGCAUACGUGGAUAAAGGUUGGAUGAAGUCGAACUAUUGGCGAGCGAUCGAGUCCGGGACGAUGCACUACGUGGACGAUGACGAUCUGGUCACAUUACAAAGCAAUCGUAAUUAUUAUUCUGAAUUCUAG
Cooperia oncophora is the source of this 717-nucleotide messenger RNA. The record is from the annotation of a GenBank genome assembly. NCBI's taxonomy places the organism in Eukaryota, Metazoa, Nematoda, Chromadorea, Rhabditida, Trichostrongylidae.